Molecule: messenger RNA, 954 nt
Organism: Vigna unguiculata (cowpea)
Lineage: Eukaryota; Viridiplantae; Streptophyta; Magnoliopsida; Fabales; Fabaceae
Source: RefSeq, a predicted model, not a curated record
UUUAAUUGCUUUAGAUUGUGGAAAGUUGCAUUUGGACUGGGCUACCAUGAAAAGUCUCAUAAUAGAAGCAUCAUUGCUAGAAAUUGUUUGGUCUGACACUAUUGAAUAUUUGCACAUUAACUGGAUGUCAAUAAGUGAUUAUUGUGUCUCUCUAAAGAUCUUUCCAUUGGAUUCCCUCCCAAGACUCAGGAAGUUGUAUCUCGGUAGGUUUCCUAAUCUGGAGAUGAUUUCACAGGAUCACGUUCACAAUCAUCUGGAGGAUAUGACAAUCAAAGAGUGCCCUAAAUUUGAAUCAUUGCCUGCAAACAUGCAUACGUUGCUUCCAUCUCUCAAUGAACUACUCAUAGAAGACUGUCCAAAACUUGAGUCGUUUCCUGCGGAAGGUUUGCCAUCAAAUUUAAAAUUUAUGAAACUCAAUAAUUGCUCUACACUACUUGUUGACUCAUUGAAUGGAGCAUUCAGAGACAAUCCUUCACUCGAAAGAUUGUCCAUUGAAAAAGUUGAUGCAGAAUGUUUUCCUAAUGAAGGUUUGCUUCCACCCUCUCUUACUCAUCUAACCAUCAUUUAUAGUCCAAAUCUAAAAAAACUGGACUAUAAGGGUCUUUAUCAACUCUCAUCUCUUCGAUCAUUGACUCUCAGUAACUGCCCCAACCUUCAAUGCUUACCAGAGGAAGGCCUUCCAAAAUCAAUUUCAAAUCUUCAGAUAAGUUGGUGUCGUUUGCUGAAAAAGCGUUGCCUUAAAGAAAGAGGCGAAGACUGGGAAAAAAUUUCUCACAUUCAAACCUUGUAUAUACGGUAGUGAUGGGUUUGUUUUAAAUAGUAAUGUAUUUGUUCGGCAACAAUUUAUUUUGUUUUUGAAUAUGUAUCAACUAUUUUUCUCUUUUGCUGGUACUCUCUGCAUAAAGCUUCUAACAAUUCAUUCACCCAUUCCAUCAAUUUAUUUUAACAUCAUAA